Messenger RNA from Oncorhynchus kisutch (coho salmon), 6030 nucleotides. RefSeq names its product TBC1 domain family member 30-like. NCBI's taxonomy places the organism in Eukaryota, Metazoa, Chordata, Actinopteri, Salmoniformes, Salmonidae. The record is from RefSeq and is a predicted model, not a curated record. Gene Ontology annotation, cellular component: endoplasmic reticulum. The transcript is spliced from 13 exons. The coding region runs from base 1759 to 5466 and encodes 1235 amino acids.
GUAGAUGUGGAACUGUAGACAGGCAAGUGCAGGAUCUGUACAUCUGGUUACUCCAUUCUUACAGCUCACUUUUCUUAAUGUCCUUCUCUGUUUGAUCAACAUGCAGCAUGGCACCUACCAUGGAGGUAUAGUAUGUAGUAACAGGGAUCAGCAUGGCACCUACCAUGGAGGUAAAGUAUGUAGUAACAGGGAUCAACAUGGCACCUACCAUGGAGGUAAAGUAUGUAGUAACAGGGAUCAACAUGGCACCUACCAUGGAGGUAAAGUAUGUAGUAACAGGGAUCAACAUGGCACCUACCAUGGAGGUAUAGUGUAUGUAACAGGGAUCAACAUGGCACCUACCAUGGAGGUAUAGUGUAUGUAGUAACAGGGAUCAACAUGGCACCUACCAUGGAGGUAAAGUGUAUAGUAACAGGGAUCAACAUGGCACCUACCAUGGAGGUAAAGUGUAUGUAGUAACAGGGAUCAACAUGGCACCUACCAUGGAGGUAUAGUAUGUAGUAACAGGGAUCAACAUGGCACCUACCAUGGAGGUAUAGUGUAUGUAGUAACAGGGAUCAACAUGGCACCUACCAUGGAGGUAUAGUGUAUGUAGUAACAGGGAUCAACAUGGCACCUACCAUGGAGGUAUAGUAUGUAGUAACAGGGAUCAACAUGGCACCUACCAUGGAGGUAUAGUAUGUAGUAACAGGGAUCAACAUGGCACCUACCAUGGAGGUAUAGUAUGUAGUAACAGGGAUCAACAUGGCACCUACCAUGGAGGUAUAGUGUAUGUAGUAACAGGGAUCAACAUGGCACCUACCAUGGAGGUAUAGUGUAUGUAGUAACAGGGAUCAACAUGGCACCUACCAUGGAGGUAUAGUAUGUAGUAACAGGGAUCAACAUGGCACCUACCAUGGAGGUAUAGUAUGUAGUAACAGGGAUCAACAUGGCACCUACCAUGGAGGUAUAGUAUGUAGUAACAGGGAUCAACAUGGCACCUACCAUGGAGGUAUAGUAUGUAGUAACAGGGAUCAACAUGGCACCUACCAUGGAGGUAUAGUAUGUAGUAACAGUGUGUAAAGUGGGAGUUGUCUUCUCACAGGACCAGCAGCAUGUUACAGUACCUCUACCUGAAGUCAUCUGGCUGAGACAUGCCUUGUUAUCUAGUGAUCUAGCAGCGAUGACUGUCUCUCCAUUCACAAUGGCUCUCUUUUUGGGGUUGUUGCUCUGCCGAGCUUCCCCUCUCCACCCCUCCCUUCACAUUACUUCAUCACGGCUUUCUUCUCCUCCCGCCACCAUACCGCAUCCAUCCAUCCCUCCCUCCCUGUGACGCUGGGUAGGGGUGUAUACCCAGGCAGCAGCUCCUGAGACCGCUGCAGAGCCGCAUCUCCUCCGUAUGGUUAGAGGGACAACUGAUCAUCGAUUAAGACAGAUUUAUAUAUUCUAGCAACUCUUGAAUCAAUGUUUUAAAUGCAUAAUUGCGCGCGAUAUCCUCCUGGAUGGAUCGGACAUCAAGGCCAUUUCCUGUGUGCGCGAGACUGUUGACAGUUAUUGGGUUGGACCGGAGACGGAAAGAUCAAUGUGAUUGAUCAACCUCCCUGCUCCCUGGAAGACAUGGGGCUGUCGUGGAGCAGUUGGGCGACGGGAUUCGCGUGGGACGGAGGGAAUAACGGACAUUUUUAGAUUGAAGCAGCGCACAAAGGGGAAUAAACAUCAAUGUAGUCUACCGACAAUUACUUUUAGGCUACAUGGUGCUUGUUUCGGUUUGAUUGGGAAAUGAAGCAGGCCCGGUUUAACGCGGGGAGGAGGGCUCGGUCUGGGCCGUGUGUGUUGCGGCAGGGUUCGAGCGGUGUCGGUAACAUCAUCAGUAACGUCCUGAAGAAAAGGAACGGAAUCUCCCGGAGAGCGCCCCGUCUGCUCUGCACGCUCGAGCCAGGAGUGGACACCAGGUUAAAGUUCACCAUCGAACCUUCUCUGGGCAAGAACGGCUUCCAACAGUGGUAUGAUGCUCUGAAGGCUGUGGUCAGACUUCCUACAGGCAUCCCUAAAGAGUGGAGGAAGAGGGUAUGGCUGACUCUAGCUGACCAGUACCUCCACAGUAUCUCUAUCGACUGGGACAAAACUCUGCGCUUCGCUUUCAACGAACGCAGUAACCCUGACGAUGACUCACUGGGCAUCCAGAUUGUUAAGGACCUACACAGGACAGGUUGUAGUUCAUACUCCGGCCAGGAGGGGGAGCAGGACCGGGUGGUGCUGAAGAGGGUACUCCUGGUGUACGCUCGCUGGAAUAAGGCUGUAGGAUACUGUCAGGGCUUCAACGUACUGGCAGCGCUAAUACUGGAGGUUACAGAGGGCAACGAGAGCCACGCACUCAAGGUGAUGAUCUACCUGAUAGACAAGGUGCUACCAGAGAGUUAUUUUGCCAACAACCUGCGUUCUCUGUCUGUGGACAUGGCUGUGUUUAGAGAUCUCCUGAGGAUGAAGCUGCCUCAUCUCUCACAGCACCUACACCUCCUGCAGAAGACUGCUGAUAGAGAGGCUGGAGGAAGCUACGAGCCUCCCCUGACCAACGUGUUCACGAUGCAGUGGUUUCUGACCAUGUUUGCUACGUGCCUGCCCCCCAACACCGUGCUAAAGAUCUGGGACUCUGUGUUCUUCGAAGGUUCUGAGGUUCUGCUGAGGGUGGCUCUGGCCAUCUGGUCUCACCUGGGGGAGCAUAUAGAGUACUGUCAGACAGCAGAUGAGUUCUACAGCACCAUGGGAUGGAUCACUCAGGAGAUGUUGGAGAACAGCCUCAUAGACUGUAGCCACCUCAUGCAGACGGUGUACUCCAUGGCUGUGUUUCCAUUCCCUCAGCUGGCUGAACUCCGAGAGAAAUACACCUACAACAUCACCCCCUUCCCCACCUCCAACCCCAACGGCAGUGGUGGUCUAGGUGGCUGGGAGGGUGAUGAAGACGAGGAUGAAGAUGAAGAUGCAGUGGUGACAGCAGCGUUGGGAUGUUUGGGUCCACUGGGGGGGCUGUUAGCUCCAGAACUACAGCGGUACCAGAGACACAUUAAAGACCAGCGUGGGGGGGAGCAGGGCGGUAACAUGGCAGACCUGAGUCCCGGGGCGGUGGAUGGUGGCGGCAGAGCGGAGCAUCAAGCGGCCAUCAACAGCAUGCUGCAGGAGAGGAUGAGUACUGACAUCAGCGCUCUGAAGAAACAAUACUCACGUAUCAAGAGACAUCAGCAACAACAGGCCAGGCAGCUGUACAUACACACAGAUAGAUGUCCAGCCACCAGCGUGUUAGCAUCUCAGCUACAUCCUUCUCCUGUCGUCAACCACCUGUUGCUAGGCAGGAAGCCCAGGAACAGCCUGAAACACCCUCCCUCCAGCCUGCGAGGUGUCCCCCUGCCUCAGGCACAGUCCAGCCCUGCCACCCCUGGCCCCGCCCCUAACCCCACCCCUAGCGGGGAGAGGGGGAGGAACAGACUGGGAGCUCAGGCUGAAGACUGUCAGAGCAGGGUGGGGUCCCCCUGGCGUGCCCACGUACGUGCCCACCGCAGGAACAUAUCCCGGGCACGGGUACAGCUAGGGUAUGGAGACAUGGAGGAUAGACACCCUCAUCAGGCGGAGGAGGACAGACACCCUCAUCAGGCGGAGGAGGACAGACACCCUCAUCAGGCGGAGGAGGACAGACACCCUCAUCAGGCGGAGGAGGACAGACACCCUCAUCAGGCGGAGGAGGACAGACACCCUCAUCAGGCGGAGGAGGACAGACACCCUCAUCAGGCGGAGGAGAGAGAUGGAGUGGGUGAGGGAAAGGCUGAUGAUGAGGGUAGUCACCUCCCUGUGUCUCCUGCCCAGGCCUCCAGUAAGGAGGUGCCAGCUGUGGUGGAAGAGGAGGAGCACCUGUUGUCUCUAGAGCUGGACUCUGGAUCAGAACUAAACCAGACCCCACCUCCACUACCCUCCUCUCCUAGAGAGACUGACCCAGACACACUACCCUCCUCUCCUAGAGAGACUGACCCAGACACACUACCCUCCUCUCCUAGAGAGACUGACCCAGACACACUACCCUGCUCUCCUAGAGAGACUGACCCAGACACACUACCCUCCUCUCCUAGAGAGACUGACCCAGACACACUACCCUCCUCUCCUAGAGAGACUGACCCAGACACACUACCCUCCUCUCCUAGAGGGACUGACCCAGACACACUACCCUCCUCUCCCACCAUCCCAGAGCUGCCUGUCCUGCCUCCUCUUCCUCGACCACCCUCAUCACACCACCACCACCAUCAACAGUCUGACCCUUUAAUCUCCUCUCAGAACAUCUACUGUAUGAGACUCUCUCCUGGUAGCCCUGUUACCCUCACUAACCCCCCUCCCCCUGUUACCCUCACUAACCCCCCUCCCCCUGUUACUCUCACUAACCCCCCUCCCCCUGUUACCCUCACUAACCCCCCUCCCCCUGUUACCCUCACUAACCCCCCACCCCCUGUUACCCUCCCUAACCCUCCUCCUCCUGUUACCCUCACUAACCCCCCUCCCUCUGUUACCCUCUCUAACCCCCCUCCUCCUGUUACCCUCUCUAACCCCCCUACUCCUCCUCCUCCUGGUACCCUCUCUAACCCCCCUACUCCCCUCUCUAACCCCCCUACUCCUGUUACCCCCCCUCCUCCCCUCUCUAACCCCCCUACUACCCUCACUAACCCUCCUCCUGGUACCCUCACUAACCCUCCUCCUGGUACCCUCUCUAACCCCCCUACUCCCCUCUCUAACCCCCCUACUCCUGUUACCCUCUCCAACCCCCCUCCUACACUCUCUAACCCCCCUACUACCCUCACUAAGCCUCCUCCUGGUACACUCUCUAACCCCCCUACUCCCCUCUCUAACCCCCCUACUCCUGUUACCCCCCCUCCUCCCCUCUCUAACCCCCCUACUCCCCUCUCUAACCCCCCUACUACCCUCACUAACCCUCCUCCUGGUACCCUCACUAACCCUCCUCCUGGUACCCUCUCUAACCCCCCUACUCCCCUCUCUAACCCCCCUACUCCUGUUACCCUCUCCAACCCCCCUCCUACCCUCUCUAACCCCCCUCCUACCCUCACUAACCCCCCUACUCCCGUCUCUAACCCCCCUACUCCUGUUACCCUCACUAACCCCCCUACUCCCGUCUUUAACCCCCCUACUCCCCUCUCUAACCCCCAUACUCCUGGUACACCGCUAUCCCCCUCCCUCCCUCUCUUCUGCCCCCCCACGCCCCAGGACCAACCCGGGGCCACCCCCCAGCAGGUGUUCUCUCCCUCCCUCCCUCUCUCCUGCCCCUCCACCCCCCAGCAGGUGUUCUCUCCCUUCCCGAGUGUGAAACAGCACAGGAGGUCAGCUGCAGCCCGUAACCUGGGUCUCUACGGUCCCACAGCCAGAACCCCCACAGUUCACUUCCCUCAGCUCAGCCUGAACCGUCCCUCCUCCACUCUCUCCACCAGGAAGCGCUAGAGGCCACGCUUCACUGACUGACUGGCUCUGGAAAAUAUACAGCCAGAUUCUCUCUGAUGGUCUGGAUCUGUGGCAUUGGGACAGGGGACUGUACCUGAGAGGAACAGGCAGGGACAGUAUCAGCUAUGGUCUGAUCCACUGCUGUAGUUAGGCCCUUAACUCUUCACAGUGUAGGCCACUCCCCUCUCAACCACUGGGAGAGGAAGAGCUGCUAUGAAACCCACUAUGUUGUAGUCAUCUCCCUGCAGGAAGCUGUAAACUGGGUCUGUCUGGCUGAAUGUCAUCAUGGGACAUCUCUGUCCACUCACCUUCUCUUCCAGGUCAAGUUCUCUUCACCAUAACACAAUGUUGAACCCUUAAAGCUCCUUCCUCCUCUCAGCUGAUUUCUGUUUCCACUUCCUGUCUGCCUGUUACUUCCUGUCAAUGUCUCUCCACAGUAAGACUCCAUACUGAAAGAUCCAUAGACCAUAUCAUGCCAUUGAUCUGAUUGUAUUGUUGGUAAAUGAACCCCCACCAUCCUGGUGUCAGAGGUCACUGCACUCCUAAUAAAGAAGGUGAAAGGAU